GUUAAACAUAUACGAUCGAGCCUAAUCAAUGCAUCUCCAUAGCGAUAUCUACCUGUUUAUCUAGUUUGCCAAAGCAUGGAGUCCGUAAGUCCAAAACAGGGUAUCCUUAAGGAGGAAUUGGCCACUUUGAGAGCUAAAUGGAACUUUAAGAUGAAAGAACUCGAUUAUAAGAUGAGAAAUGGCACAGAAAUUAGUGAUUCAGACAGAUUAUCUGCUGAUAAUGCUUAUCUAGUACGGCAUUUAGGCGAUGCUUUAAGUUUAGCAAUAAGUGAUGUCGUUGAAAAAAGACCAGCGGAUCCAAUCAGUUUUUUAUCCUGCUGUCUCCGUAAAUAUGCGGAAGAUAAAAGGAAAACCUUCGAAGAAGACGUUCGAAAGUUGGAAAUGGAAUUAAUUCUAGAGGAACAAAAUUUAGUACGGGAAGAACGCAAGGUUCAAAGAAUUGAAGAGGCCGCCUAUGAAAAGGAAAACGAGCGGAGAAAGAUGUUGUAUGUUCAAAGGGAACAAGAAAUGGAAGCGAGUUUAUCGGCUUCUCCAAGGCUAUCUGAAGGACAAUUGGAUCACGAAGAUGGAGAAAACAACCAGACGCCAAUGAUAGACGAACCAUACCCGUCACCCACUACUAGACGGCGUUCAAACGCCUCAGAUUUAUACACGAUUAAGGAAGAUGAGAAAAACAAUAAAAAUUCCAACCAAACAAGCGCAGCAGAAGAAGGGAAGGUUGAUAGAGAAUUAACAGCAGACGACGCGGAAGCUAUUGAGAAGUCGAAAUUGCAGAUCGAAGAAGUUAAAGAAGUAACUGACGACCUUAUCGCCAAUAUGUCUUCCGAAAAUAGGCAAAUUAGCAUAGCGGGGGUCGAGCAAGCGGAACUGGAAGCAAUUGCUGAGGUUGAAACUAUGGACGAAAACAACAAAGGGGUGGGAGAAGAGAAAGAUGAAGGUGAAGAAGCCGAGGUUGAAGAGAGAAAAUAAAUCAUUAGCGCCAAUAGACUAGCAUUUUAACAAAGCUUAAUAAAAGUAAAAAAAUAAACAUUAAAAGAGAAAAGUCUUGUUUUCUAAUUAAAAAGAUUAAUUAGGUCAACUUUAAAAGCAGAAAAAAAAGCAGAUUAAAUUAAAGU
Dimorphilus gyrociliatus is the source of this 1115-nucleotide messenger RNA. Lineage: Eukaryota; Metazoa; Annelida; Polychaeta; Dinophilidae. The record is from the annotation of a GenBank genome assembly.